Messenger RNA from Fonsecaea nubica, 1218 nucleotides. RefSeq lists its product as hypothetical. The record is from RefSeq and is a predicted model, not a curated record. Bases 1 to 1218 code for a protein of 405 amino acids. The transcript has a single exon. Lineage: Eukaryota; Fungi; Ascomycota; Eurotiomycetes; Chaetothyriales; Herpotrichiellaceae.
AUGGAACCCAAACCCGCCGAGCCACCCAUUCAUCGUCCUAAACAACUCACGGAUUUGCCGAGUGAGAUCCUCGCUCGCAUCUGUGAAUAUCUCUUGCCUGAUUAUGGCCCCAGACCGACGCCGUUCCAAGCUGGUGAGGACAAGAGGAUUCUAAUUCUCUCAAAAGUCGAAGCCAUGUGGAGGUUUACAAGUGUCCAAGGGCUCGAGGGCGAUACGGAGCGAUUCGCAGACUCCGUCCGCCGAAGUCCAAAUCAAUAUUUUACGAACUUCAGGCCUGAAUUUGCAUGGGCGGCACCAUCCGUUAUCAAGGAGCGACGAAGCACUGGCCUUGCUGGCCUCGCAGCCUCGUGCAGACAAUUCCACAGCCACGUCCAGAGACUCCCCAAGAAGCAUGUCUUCACCAUGACAGUCAAUUUCCACGGCCUAACAUUUGAGAACCUGCGAAAUGCAUCGCCUACACAGACUUUCAGGACCGGGACCCUCAACGAUGGUCCACCAGUGAUGGCCUCGCUAGAGGGGCCUAUGCUUGUCUAUUUACCAAAAAUGCAACUUCCCGGAAAUACCGCGUUCGGCGCCUUCACAACGGCGUUCAAGAGCAUUAGGCAUCUGAACAUACACGUGGAGUUAUACGGAUCUGAGGAAAAGAAGAAGCUAGAACUUUACCUCGAGCAAAUUGGCCAAUUCCUCAUCUUUCACGCCGGCACUCAGUUCUCCUUGUCAACGCUGGAUAUCAUUGUGCACCUGGAUUACCGCAUCCCCGCUAGUAGUAGUACUGGUUCUCCGCAUGCGAGUGCAUUCAGCGAUCCGAUGAAUACCGAGAUCCCAUGGAGGUUUCGGCUGCCAAGCAGCGCUGCGGACUGGGCUUAUGAGAUUGGUGACGGUAUACGUGACUUUGCCAGAGCUAUGCACAAGAUCCAAACCGUACACAACACGAGCCUGGAAUCCACCGGAUCGGGCAGGGAGGGCACGCGGGCUCCCUUUAAGCUGCGGCUGUUCCUUCGUGGUCACCACAAGGAUCACAUAGCGGGAGUCGAUGAGACGCGAUAUCCGAUAGAGAUGCCGUUGGAAUCCUUCGAGACGCUCUGUGGAUAUCUUCAAGACCGGCUUUUCUUUGGCCACCCCAGAGCAGAGAAUCGAAUCAUCGACCGAGAAGGCUGCAUCGCUGAACUCGGAUUUCCCCUUGACGAGGCACCUCCCUAUCGCAGAUUGAAGUUUUGA